AUGUCCGUGAUGCGCCAUGGAGGAAGCGGAUUCCUCCAGCGUCGCCUGACGAAGCUCUAUACGGACACCAAAACUUCGUGUGAGAGCAUUACGACCGCAUCUAAAGCUCUCGACGACCCAGAGCUGGUCGCCCUGCACGAAAGCUUUCAGAAACAACGAGACCGAUUGCUAUCAUGGGGGCUGGAUUGGAGCGACGCCAGCGCCGCUCAGCCAAACGACAUCGAUGAGUCGUUGACCGCUGCCGGAUUCAGCGAUGUCGUGGAAAGCGUCAUGUCCACGAUCCAGGGCUUGUUGAACGAUGCCGAGCGUAUUCAGCACAUAGAUCCACCGAUGACCUCGAAGGAACAUAAGGUUGAUCUGCCCACGAAAGACGCAUUAGGCGGCCGGCCUCUUAAAACGCAGUGGACGGAGGAUGAUGUUCGUCGCUCUCAGACAAUUUUGAAUGACCUCACCUCGUGCAUUGACACACUCUAUGAGCUGUCUACCUCACGCCGCACGAUGGCGUCUAGUAUAUCAUCGAGCAAACACAGCAUGAGUGGGCGUCGAUCCAAGACGCAUCCUCUCCCAGCCCACGACACUCCAUACAGGACCUACUCUGAUUCGAACGAAAAGGCAAGGGCUUCAAAGCCGGGAUAUGACGCGUUUUUCCCUACAUCUUUGACUUCGAAAAAUGGCCAGUCCCAAGCCCUGCUUAUUGAGCGCUCUGCUCUACAACUAUUUGGCGCGACCCAUGAUAAUAGCCCACCUCCAUACGCAUCUGUCGCAGUCUCAACCAACUCCCGCAUGAUCGGUCGCCUGCAAACGUCGUCGUGUGCAUUGCUUCGAGACUCUGUGACCGAUCCGCAUGUGUCUGUGUUGGUGGAGUUUAUGCCGAUGAUGGUUGCUCCCCAGCCAAGCGCGAAGACUUCUCGGCUGGAGACGUUGCAGAACUCUCUUGAUCUUCUACUUCAAAAUUCCAGGGUUGGACAUCUGGGUCUUUUGAGAUUUCUGGGUUACUGCGCUGACGAUUCUAACGCCCGUUAUGCUUUCCUCUAUCAAAUGCCCGUGGAUUAUUUCCCUUUUUUGCUAAACCCCAGUGACCUGUUGAAGGAACUGAAACCAAUGUCCCUAGAAGCCCUUCUUCCCUCGUCAGAGGACUUUCGGGAGAAGCGAAUGCCCAAUCUGGAGACACGUUUUCGACUUGCAUAUGAUCUCAUGAUGUCUGUCUUGCAUAUGAGGAGUCAGAAUGUCGUGCAUGGUAAUAUCAACAGCAACAAUAUCAUUUUCUUCCCUGGCCGAGCCGAUGCUAGCCAUGACGCUGGUGGCCUGGCCCCAGACAUGCGGCGACCCUACCUCACCUCACCAGCGCGCUUCUCUGCUGACGGGCCAACACCUGAGCUGCUGUCAACGGCAAUGUACCGCCAUCCUGACGACAAGCGAUCAAUUGAAGACGACGCUGCUUGGGCAUACGAUCUUUACUCUCUGGGCCUUGUCCUACUGGAGAUUGGGUUGUGGGCCCCUAUCGGUCGACUUUGGAAAGAGAAGUACGAUCGCUCCUGGUUCAAGCGUCGGAUUGAAGAUCUGUAUGUCAAAAAGCUUGGUGCAAAGUGCGGGACGGCGUACUUGCAGGCCGUCCAGCUUUGUCUUGAUGCUCCUAAUUUCCAUCUCUCCACCCAACCUAUGACCGACCUCACCCUUCGUGUGCCUCAGGUAUACCACUACCCUGUUCUUGAACAGUCAGAUCCUGAAGGCACCUUCUCGUUCUCCAUGAACUUCCUUUACACCAUUUGCAAAGUUCUUUGGGCGUGCACCCGCAUCGACAUCUUCGCGGCUCCACCCCCGGAAGAGCUCGAUGAUUCUCUGCCUUUGGCACUCGUUCCAUGUUCGGAACUCGCUCCUAGCGCGCAGGUCGCUGAACCCCUUUCAUUCCACAAUGAGCCGCUCAACCUGGAGAAAGAUCUACCGUUACUUCCAGAUUCCCAAUGGCAAGUGCGUUCCGAGCCCAAUGUGAUCGAAAGACCUGCCAGAAAACGAACUAUAAAACGUCUUCCACACCUGGAAAUACCCGAUGAGCAUCUGCAAGAAUGGAACUUUCAGAUCAUGCCUCGCCUCAGCCGGCUUCUGCAGAAGAUUCUCAAAGAAUCGGACGAGUCCUGCGGGGUGAACCUCAUGAUGACCGGUGAAACCAUUGAAAGCGCCAAAACCACAAUCUGUGUAACGUGCGCAAGUGUCAAGAAAGUUCGGUCUGCCUUGAAGAAGCAUUUCCCCGUUGACCAUGAAGACUGGGACCUCAUUGUUCUCCGUGGAGACAUUGAAAGAUCAAAAGUUCCUCGCACCAAGCGACAGCCCGCCAAGACCCGUCCCAACACAUCGAUUCAAACGCCGUUUCGCCAGCGUGAAUUGAAUCCUUGCUAUCAACAAAGGCCGCUUUGUGGUGCAUCAAUCGGCGCUUUCCAGAACGAAGAGCACUUGCCUCCUGUAUCUUACGGAGGUGCUGUUCUCGUCGAUGGUCAUCCUUAUGGUCUUACAGUUCACCAUAUGCUUGAGGUGCCAAGUGACGAUGACGAGCCUGGGGGUAAUGGACCUGAGGCUCCUUUGCGCUCCGCCGGCCGACCCCAAGACACGUUGCGAACGGCCUCUGGUGUCAGCAGUCAAGAAUUCAUGUAUCCCUGGCGCGAUGAUGAGCCCUCCGAAGCCAAUGCAGACCUCGAGAUAUCAGGCUCGGAAGAUGAUGACUCCCUCUCUCACCCCGACGAGAGUGAGGUCGACGAAUAUUGGCUGUCCGAAGACGAUUCCUCCGAUGAUGAAUCUUUGGAGGGUGUCGACGACGAUGACUUUGACGAUGAUGCGGCCUCAGUCGGUGAUACUGCUGGCGUUGAACCGGGAGAAGAACCUCGUUUGAUGGUCACCCAACCAGCUCUUGAUGACGUCCACGACGACUUCUUUCCAUCAGCUGAGGAUCGUGAUGACGAACAUCUCGCGUCUCAUUCCCUUGGCUACAUCCAUGCCUCUUCGGGUCUCCGUCGGUGGACGCGUAAGGGCAUGAAGCAUGAGAUUGACUGGGCCCUUAUCAAAGUUGAUGACACUCGCAUGGAUGCCCGCAAUAUCGUUGUGGACACCACGCCGUUUCUUCCAGGUCGAGCGGGGUUUGGUCGGAGCCCCCCACCCCCGAUCUUUCUCAACCAGGUCGCCCGUAUCGAGGAGUUGGGCGGUAUGCUGGUCCAAUGUUGCGGUCGCACCAGUGGUUUGCAGACCGGGCAGAUAUCCAAGGCCAUGACACUGGUCAAGCUUCAUGGCCGCCAUUCGUUCUCAACAAGCUUCUCUGUGAGCGGAAAUUUUGGAGCCCCCGGUGACUCAGGUGCUUGGGUUUUUGAUAGGUCUACCGGCCGCGUCUGUGGCCACGUCCUGGCUUGGUCAGCACAAACCAAUAUAACCUACAUUCUACCGAUGGAAGUCAUCUUCGAAGAUAUUCAGCGUACCCUUCACGCAUCCCUCGUCUGCCUCCCCGGUGACCCAACCCGUGGUCUAGGCUACGCGAACCCAACGCCUCCUCUCCACCCUGGAGGAUAUCGCUACCAAAGUCCACAACUUGUGGAUGAGUUUGGUCGACUCACUGUUGGAAGUCCGUCUCCCGUUCCGCCGAGUAUACCUCCUCGUCCCCCUGCCCACCCGUAUGGCUACCAUCCGGGAGGUUUUACUCACCCUCCGCCUCCGCCUCCACCUCCACCUCCACCUCGCCCGGGAUCCCAGGAGGCGCACCUAUACCGGGGCGUCAACCCCAUCCCUCCAGCGCUUAUGACUAGACCUCGAAAUGUUGAGCGACAAUAUGCCUAG
Molecule: messenger RNA, 3813 nt
Organism: Penicillium diatomitis
Lineage: Eukaryota; Fungi; Ascomycota; Eurotiomycetes; Eurotiales; Aspergillaceae
Exons: 2
Coding region: 1-3813 (1270 amino acids)
Biological process (GO): protein phosphorylation
Molecular function (GO): protein kinase activity; ATP binding
Source: RefSeq, a predicted model, not a curated record